AUGUCGUACGGUGGCUUGGUUCUACACCGCUACGGGCUUGACAUAUUGCCAGAUCAAGCAGGGAGACGGCCGGCGGGAAAGAAGGCUCGCCGGAUUGUCGAACUGCUGCUCGAAGAACACUUUGUUCAACACCAUCCGAGGAUCGCCACGGAUUUCAAGUCGAACCUUAUUACUUCGGCCGAGCUUGACAUUGACCAAGGCGGUUAUACCAUCGUCUACCGGACCGAGGAUGAGGACGACCCCCAGCCGAAUGCGAGACGUUAUCGUGUCCGUUUGGCGCGUACCGCUUCGUUGACAGUCUCCGAGCUACUGGAUGAGCUAACUUCCACGAGGGCCGGAACUUUGCUUGGAUCCAAGGAAGAGAUAAUCCAAGCCUUGAACAUCGUCGUCGGGCAACAUCCCAAGGCAGCUUCACAAGUCGCGUCCAUUGGAUCGAAUCGGCACUAUGCGUUGAACGCCGCGGCUUCCGACAAAAUGUCACUUGGCGCGGGCCUGGCAGCGAUCCGCGGAUUCUUCAUCAGCGUUCGAGCCGCGACCGGCCGACUCCUCGUCAACGUCCAAGUCAAGCACGGAGCCUUCUACGAAGAAGGUCCUCUCGAGCGAAUCAUGUCGGCCCACCUAGCGAGUACCGAAUACAACAUUGUCAUCACCACUCCAGCCUUACCAGUAGUCAACGUCGGCACUCGAGAAAGGCCAUCCUAUUUGCCCGCUCAAGUCUGCCAUGUCAUUGCUGGUCAGGCUACCAACGCGCAGUUGACUCCUGCUCAGACACAACAGAUGAUUCGAUUUGCUAUCCGUCGACCAGCACAGAAUGCACAGUCGAUCGUCACUUCGGGGGCGCAGAUGUUGACGGCCAACAACCCGACACUUGAUGCAUUCGGAAUCAGCACCACCCCGAGAUUGAUGACUGUCUCGGGUCGGGUAUUGAACUCGCCAAACGUGCGGUACUGGGCACAACAGCCGAUCUCUACGAGAUUCGGCAGCUGGAACAUGGUCCAGGUUCAAUUCACCACCAAAGCCGACUUAAAGUCCUGGACAUAUCUCUGGAUCUCGUCGGAAUCGACCAGAGAUCCAUGGAGCCAUGAAGGGGAGCUACAAACUUCGGUCAAUGCUCUAACUUCCAAGCUCCGCGAAUUGGGUAUGACAUGUAGCGACUGCACGAGAGGCCUGCACAUCAUAGUCACUCCUAACACUAUCGAAUCGACGAUUGGUGAAGCACUUCAGCGACUCACCUCCAUUCCACAGAGGGAACGUCCGAAGCUCGUCCUUGUCAUCCUACCGUAUGUCGACGGUCCAAUCUACAACCGCGUGAAACACGCGUGUGACGUCAGGGAGGGACUUAUCAACGUUUGCGUGGUAGCUUCAAAGUUCGCAAGAGCGAACGAGCAAUACCUCGCCAACGUGGGCCUCAAGUUCAAUCUGAAGCUUGGUGGCCUGAACCAGAGCCUGGACCCAUCAAAGCUAGGCAUCUUGUCCGCGGGCAAAACGAUGGUUGUCGGAAUCGACGUCACCCAUCCGUCUCCCGGGUCGUUGGCGAGUGCUCCUAGCGUGGUUGGCAUCGUGGCCUCCGUCGACAAAUGGCUCGGUCAGUGGCCGGCGGCACUGGCCAUUCAGACUGCCCGGAAGGAGAUGGUGUCCGGACUGAAAGCCUUGAUCGAAUCGCGACUGAACCUGUGGAAAAAGCGCAAUGGUACGUACCCGGAAAACAUCCUCAUAUACCGCGACGGCGUAUCCGAGGGACAGUAUAAUCUGGUACUUGACGAGGAGCUGCCCGAGAUCCGUUCCGCUUGCACCACCUUGUAUCCUGCGUCGAUGAUGAAGCAGGGCGUCCCACGCAUCACCAUCAUCAUUGUCGGCAAGAGGCACAACACGCGAUUCUAUCCCACCAGGGCCGACCAGGCGGACCGCUCUUCCAACCCGCAGAACGGAACCGUGGUCGACCGUGGUGUGACGGAGGCGCGGAAUUGGGAUUUCUACAUGCAAGCACAUUCGGCGAUUCAGGGGACGGCAAGGCCGGCACACUACUACGUGGUCUUUGACGAGAUAUUCCAAGCGCGCAAAGUCCAGCCGCCGCAUUUCAGCAAUGCAGCGGACGUGCUCGAAGACCUGACGCAUAAUAUGUGUUACCUGUUCGGAAGGGCGACUAAGGCUGUCAGCAUCUGUCCGCCGGCGUACUACGCCGAUCUGGUGUGCGAACGCGCAAGGUGCUACUUGAGCGGGCUGUUCAGCCCGUCUGUCACCAGCUCGGCGGGUAGCAUGGCGGAAGGCGAAGAGGCCCCAUCGCGUGAGCCGGACUCAGCUUUGGUGACGAUCCACGAAAAUGUGCGCGACACCAUGUUCUAUCUCUGA
Cladophialophora yegresii CBS 114405 is the source of this 2349-nucleotide messenger RNA. RefSeq lists its product as uncharacterized. The transcript has 3 exons. Gene Ontology annotation, molecular function: RNA binding; protein binding. The record is from RefSeq and is a predicted model, not a curated record. Bases 1 to 2349 code for a protein of 782 amino acids. Lineage: Eukaryota; Fungi; Ascomycota; Eurotiomycetes; Chaetothyriales; Herpotrichiellaceae.